Armigeres subalbatus is the source of this 910-nucleotide messenger RNA. RefSeq lists its product as uncharacterized. The transcript has 2 exons. The record is from RefSeq and is a predicted model, not a curated record. Lineage: Eukaryota; Metazoa; Arthropoda; Insecta; Diptera; Culicidae. The coding region runs from base 191 to 910 and encodes 239 amino acids.
UCAAGAGAACGCAACAUGAAUGCGUCCCUAUGCAAAAGGAAACAACAAAACGCAGAGUUGCGUCUCACUCGAAUAGGCAUGAAAGAGAAAAAAGAGAUAUCCUUUUCUAGGAGCGUCAUUCUGUGUACGAUUGUUGAGAUGAUCGGAGCGUAUUCUAUUCCAUCCUGCCAAAGAAAAUUCUGGAUACGACAUGGCGAAGCCAGUAGAACACACCGGGCGGAAUACGCAAAAGAAAAGCUAUACAGUGAAGUACUUGACACAUCAGCCAAUUUUUGAAGAAAGGAACAAGCAAACUGAACCGAUCAACACGAUUGAGACAGAAACAACACGCCAGGCGGCGGUUGAGAGUAUUGCCUAUUCACGUGAGAAAAAUGGGCAAAAUGAACUGGCAUCAGUUUACAAGCGCAAACAAGCGAUACGCCAACCGGGAGUUGAAAUGGCUAUAGGCUCCAACGAGAAUAAUGGACGAGAAGAAUCCGCAACAGCAAUGAUCGAAGUUAUUGAUACACCAUCGGAAUGUAGAGAAGCGACAACAGCAACGGCGAAUAAACAGAGGAAGUUGAGUAAAAUGAAGGAAUUAUCUCGCGAGCUAGCAGCGGAGAAAUCAAGGAACAUUCAAUUGUUGGAAGAACUCCAACGAAGCAAACGAGCGAUGGAGGAACUCGAACGAAACAGGCAAAUAAAUGAAGAAGUCAACGCUAGCCCAGCCGGCGGGUCUAGGUUUGAAUACGAACAGGAUAAUCGUUUUUCCAGCACCCGGAGAGCACAAGGUGUUUCAGGUCAGGAAGAGUCCAGGUUUUACACGUCUAUUAAUCAGCUCUCCAUUGCCUCGAUCAUCAUCCCAGUGUGCAAGCCAACAGAGGGCGGGAAAUCCAUUGACAAUCGUUUGAAUCAUGGAAAGACCUUUUAG